AUGGUUGACACCUACAAGCUUGGGGACAACAAUCGCAAUUCAUAUUAUGUGAUUCACGAUAAGACUGAUGACUCAUACUCGUGCGAAUGCAAACUUUUCGGUAGGCAGGGAUAUUUGUGCAGCCAUAUCUUUUUUUUGUUCAGGAACAAUGAAGUGAAAAAAAUUCCAGAUAAAUACUGCGAAAGCAGAUGGAUGAAGACUCCGUUAGCCAAUGCUGUACAUGGGGAGUUUGAUGAUGCCCUGCCUACCAGGUCCAUCGUUGACGAUAGGCAAACUGCUUCAAAUCAAGGGAUUUCGAUGUUUUAUGGUUUUCUUCAACGAUUUGAGACGGACAUUGAAGUGCUUCGUGCAUUCGUAGGUGGUGUAGGAGAGCUUGGUAAUUCUCUUCAAGCUGGAACUCCUACAAUGCCCACCUCUGAAAAGAGGCGAAUGAUUGAAGAGUUCUAUGGUAUGGUAUGGCCUGAAGUAGUUGAGGUCUAUCCUCCGGAUGUUGUCAAGACCAAGGGCCACGCUAGCAGCUCAGCGAGCCGUCUGAUUUCCAAGAGAGAAAAGACUAUAAAGGAUGCUACUAGGCCUCUUAGACGGUGUAAGGCGUGCGAUGAGAUGGGCCAUCACGACUCUAUAAAUUGUCCAAUGCUUAAAGAGAUGGCGAUGGAGAAAGAGUUGCGGAAGGGCAAGAGGCAAGCUUGA
Molecule: messenger RNA, 690 nt
Organism: Salvia splendens (bonfire salvia)
Lineage: Eukaryota; Viridiplantae; Streptophyta; Magnoliopsida; Lamiales; Lamiaceae
Exons: 1
Coding region: 1-690 (229 amino acids)
Molecular function (GO): zinc ion binding
Source: RefSeq, a predicted model, not a curated record